UAUACGUGAGCUCACAAUUCUAGAUGUGAAACAAAUGGCCAAUGAAAAAAUGACCCAUCCUGAAUAAUUGAAUUUUUUUCCAUGUCAAAAUUCAAACGAAAAGAAUAAUACAUAAAAAUGUCAACUGACCUCGAAAUAAUACGUCAAAAAAUUACCGAUCUAUAUCGGUAUCGUGAUGAAUAUUUUCUAAAAAUUAACGAAAAUGAAUGGCCACAAAAACAGGCAGCUAUUGAAAUAAAAAUCAAGGUAAUUUGUGAUGAACUUGAAAAACAUUCGGAUGAUGUGGAUAAAGCAGAAUAUUAUUUCCUAAAAGGAUGGCUAUUAAACAUACGUGAUCAAUAUGAUUCGAACGUAUUUGAAACAUUGACAAAAUCGAUAAAAUUUCGUCCAGAUAAUCAACAAGCAUGGCUUGAAUUAGGUGAAUGUUAUUUUAAAAAAGGUCAACUCAAUCUAGCACGAAAUUGUUUUGAAAAAGUUGUACAAAUGAAUCCGAUGGAAAAACGAGCCUUACGCAAUCUAUCGAUUAUGUUACGAUCAAAUCGAUGUGAUUCAAUGGAAGAAAAACAUCAAAAUAUUGUCAAAAGUAUUGAAUUGGCUAAAAAAGCUCUUGAAUAUGAUGUGGAUGAUUAUCAUUCAUGGGCAAUUUUAGGCAAUGCUUAUCUAACAUUAUUUUUCAUGUCAUCUAUUGGAUCAAGAACGGAUUUAUUGGUCCGCUGUAAAUCAGCCUAUCAAAAAGCAAUAAAUGAUCCGAUUGUACGCACAAAAUCGGAUGUUCUAUUCAACUAUAGUACAGUAUUACAAUAUGAUGAAGAAUUUGAACAAGCCAUCAAAUGUUUACAUGAUGCAUAUCGAUAUGAUCCAGAAUGGCUAGAACUUUCGAAUAAAAAACAACAACUACUUAAUCUAUUUGCCGAUAUUUGUCAGGGCAAUAAAUUGGACAGGACUGUGAUUAAAGCGAAAAAAUUGGCCAGUAUUAAAGAACAACUACAAUCGGAAGAAUCAAGAUUGAAAUGUCAAUUUCAAAAUGAAAAAAAAUUUUUCAAUGGUCAAACGAAAUUAAUUGACGAAUUAUGUGAAGGACCAAAUGAUUGUCUACUAGUCUGUCGAAUUGUAUCGUAUAUUGCAGAUCCGCAUAAUUUAUUUUUCUCUUCCAUUUACAUUACGAUUGAUUCCCGGGGCCAUACAAUAACAUUGUUUGUUUAUGAUCUGGUCAAAAACAAAGGCCCAAGACCGGGUGAUUCAUUGCUAAUACUCAAACCAUAUCUCAGGGAUUAUAGAAUAAAAUUCAAUGGACAAGAAUUUCAAUUCAAAGCCCUUAGGAUCGUUGAUCCAUUACAAGAAAUGUUGGUCAACAAUAUGCCAAUCACAAAAGAUUGUGUAGCCAUACCGACGAUUAAUGUAACACUUAAAAGUGAUUAAAACACGCAUCACUUACCACUUCGAUAAAUUCUUCAAUGGUAAUGAAACUGGUUCCAUAUUCAAGAACUUUGGAUUUAAGUGCAGCACGUUUACGAGCCACACGAGGAUCUUGACGAAAAUCUUUGGAAUCAAUUGCAAUGAGAAAAUCUUCUGUAGAUAUUCGUCCGGCUCCUUCCGGAUCGAACUGUGUAAAAAAAACUGUCAAAAUUAUGCAACAAAUUGACGAACAAAAUUUACCUUUUCAAAUAAUCUUAUCCAUUUCUGUCAUAAUAAUGAGAAAAUUAAAAUUAACCUAGAACAUAUAUAUGAAUAAAGAAAAACUCACCGCAUUUUUCUUGGUGAAAAUUUUUUCUUUUGACAAUUUUUUCUUUCUGACAAACAUUGUUUGUAUGAACAACAGAAUUCGCUAAUGAACAAAGUAAAAAAAAAAAAAAAAUAAAGAAUUUCACAUGACAAAACACAUGAUGUCAAUUUUUUUCUGGA
Molecule: messenger RNA, 1902 nt
Organism: Dermatophagoides farinae (American house dust mite)
Lineage: Eukaryota; Metazoa; Arthropoda; Arachnida; Sarcoptiformes; Pyroglyphidae
Product: tetratricopeptide repeat protein 5
Molecular function (GO): protein binding
Source: RefSeq, a predicted model, not a curated record